Molecule: messenger RNA, 3139 nt
Organism: Bradysia coprophila
Lineage: Eukaryota; Metazoa; Arthropoda; Insecta; Diptera; Sciaridae
Product: transient receptor potential cation channel protein painless-like
Biological process (GO): monoatomic ion transmembrane transport
Cellular component (GO): membrane; transmembrane transporter complex
Molecular function (GO): monoatomic ion channel activity; protein binding
Source: RefSeq, a predicted model, not a curated record
ACAUUUCAUCUCGCAGUUUUAGUUAUAGUUUUGAUAACCAAGCGAGAAGAUGGUUUUUGAAACCGAACGUUUUGAGACCAUUCUGAUUGAGUGUAUUGAGUCGAGAAAUGAGCACCAGUUUCAGUACAUUCUGGACGAGCUGAUAUUGAAUCCGAAUACAAGGCUGAAAUGUUUCAAUGGACUGUCAACGUUCGAGAAAGUUCUAACGAUACCGAAUUCGAGGAAACUCAUCGAGCUAUGUGUUUGCAAUGGAUGCGAUUUUUACAAGAAAAAUCCUGAUGGAAUAUAUCCACUACGCCAUGCCGUUGGUUCACUCUGCGCUGACAACCUAAUCGCAAUAUUGAAGCCGAAUAAAGAGUCCUUCACACCAUUAUGCGACGAUCAUUUUGUAGCCACUCAAUAUUCAGCGAUCAUAAAUGAAAAAUCGGAUGGAGGAAACAACUACCUCCAUCUGUUGGGUAACAACAUAACUGAAGACAAUUACGCAGAACUUUCGGAAAUGAUUAUGGCCAUGCUGGUGAACGGUUGCAACGUGAAUCUGCCGAACGGACAACAAGAAACGCCCUUUUAUUUGCUGUUGAAGAAUCCGAUCGUUGAAAAUAAUUUGUUAACCUUCAUCGUCGACAACGUACAAAUCGACUAUUAUGCGCACAAUAGCAAAAACAUCCAUACGUUGAUGGAGGAACGAGGAUUGGCAGCCCGAAUGAGUAAGAAAAUGGAUUUUACCGUUGACACGAACUACAUGGUCCAGCAUCUUGACGACUGGCAUGAGACACAAUUGGUCGAUAAUCUUAAACGCUGGAAACGGGACACGAAAGACCUUGACGAUGGGAUCAUGGAAUUGUUAGAAGCUGCAAUCGUUAAGAAUUUACCCGAAGCUGUUGCCAUUUUGAUGGAUCUUGGUCCGGACAUCAAUGGAAUUUCAAAAAAUGGCAAAUUCAAAAUGACGCCGCCAUUUUUGGCCUGUACGUUCGGACAUUAUGAAGUCAUGAAGGUCCUACUUAGCAACAUGAAUGUGUCAUUUCAGUCGACGAGUCUGCAAAGGAAUCUGUUACAUCAAAUAUUUUCUUCCGAAGCCAUUGAUCCUGUCGAUCGCCAGAAAACCUUCGACCUAAUUAUCGCUGAUCGACGAUGCACGUUGGACGUGAUUAAUCAGCCCGAUUCUGAAAAUCGAGUGCCUCUGCUUCUCGCCUGCCAGCACGAAUGCGAUGACAUUGUGAAGGAGCUGCUGAUACGUGGAGCCUAUAUUGGCUAUGACUCGGUAUUGACUUACAUCAAAAAGGACACCCUUGAAGAGUUCCUGGAUGAAUGCGUGAAGUGCUCCGGCGACAUCAACGACAGAGACCGUGAAAUUUACAUUGACUACAAAUUCUUGAUGCCUCCGCAGAGAAAUGAGCCGGAAAUCACACCAGCUUAUUUGAUUUGUGCAAAUUCGAAGCUGAAAGAAGUUAUCUUACAUCCAGUCAUGGCUUCAUUUGUGCUGCUCAAGUGGCGGAAGAUCGACUUCAUCGUUUAUUUCAACCUUCUGGUCUAUUUCGGUUUCAUGAUUUUCUUGGGCUACAUCAUCGUGGAUUUUCACUAUGUGCCCAAUAGAUUUAGGUACGACGAAGAAUAUUGCGACACCACAAUUGAAUUUCAUGACAUAUGGAUGAAGGUAAAUCUGCAGUAUGUUUUCAAUAUUCGAUCGGAGAACGUGAGUGACCCGAACAUUACAAUCACUCAAUUGCUAUUCGAGAACCGGUACGCAAUACGUAGCUUAUACAACGACACCUACAACGACAACCAUUUCGAAAAAAUUACCAAUAUCCUUAGCCAAUGGGACUCAAAUCUGGAAAUUAAAGAAUGGAAAACGCGAUUUCGACAAUAUUUCGCCGCCCAUGCGUUUUCUUAUUGGUUCGGAAUUUUUGGACUCACGUUGAUGGCAGGCUACGAGGUUGUUCAGUGCGCUAUGUCGUACAAGAAAUACUUUCUUAAGCCGAUUAAUUGGCUGGAUAUUUUGCUGAUCCUUACCUCUUUCUUCGUUCUCAUCGGAAAUUGGAAAUUAGAAUACUCACAUGACGAUUUCAAGCAAUUGUGUGUUAUCAUGAUUCUAUUAAUGGCCGCUCAGAGCAUUCAGCUCUUUUCCAAAGUGUCCGCUUUUUCAUUGUCUUUGCAUAUGGCAAUACUGAACAAAGUGUGUCGAACAUUCCUGAAAACCUUUGCCCCGUAUCUAAUUUUUAUUUCGGCAUUCGGCAUGAGCUUUUUUGCCUUGAAUUCAGCGGAAACUUCAGCGCACUUCAGCGCCAACGAAAUCAAUAUAGAUGACAAUAUUGAUGGAUUUUCAGAUACUUUCACAUCGACAGUUUCCACUAUUAGGAUGAUGUUAGCGGAUUUUAGUGUCGUUCAUAUUACGAGCACCGACCAUUUUCAAGGAAUUCUAUUUGUAGCAUUCAUGAUGUUGAUUUCAAUUGUUUUGUUGAAUCUAUUAAACGCUCUGGCAAUCAGUGAUACCAAUCGAAUAAUGGAAGUGGCUGAAUUUGUCGAAACAAAGAAACGAAUUUCUACUAUACGCAGCUAUGAUAACCUGCACUCGUUCCUCAAGGUGUCAUACGCCAAUGUGUUCCCCAAACUGACCACAAUUAUGAUAACACCGAAUAAAAACAGCUUCGUAAAAGUUAAACGAAGGAUGCAGAUUGUAGACAACGUUACCAUUCCAAUGCAAAAAACCGGAAAAGUCUCUAACUUUGAGUGUCUUUAUGACGAUUGGUGGUUUUUGAAAAAUGAAUUGAAACCUGUAACAUUCGACGAGAAAUUCAUCAACAAAAUUCUUGAUUUUGUGAAAGAUCGAAAACAGAAUGACAUGGAUAAAAUCAACCAAGAGCUGUAUGAGCUCCGCGCCGCCCAGGUAGACAUGUGCAAAGCUCAGGAAGACAUUUACAAAGAAUUACUGAGAAUUUCAAGUCAAUGCGAGCCGUCGAAGACAAUUGAGGAAGUCUCCCAUCUUUAAUGUUUUGGUGAAAUCAUAUCUCGACUGACAUUGCAACAACUUUUUUAAUUGAUAAGCGCAACUUCGGAACGAUUUAAUUCUUUUUGUACAAAAUAAGUCUAUUCCGUAGUACGGAAUCCGUACAUAAAAAGUCCAUUGUGUACCAUGAUUUUG